GUGUGUUUGACUUGGAAUCUUCCCUUUUUUACUCCACUCAAUUGACUUAGCAGGGUUUCAAGAGCAGCGUUCAUAAAUUUUCAGAAUGGAGAUCUCCUCUCACCAGUCCCACCUCCUGCAGCAACUGAAUGAGCAGCGCAGGCAAGAUGUCUUUUGUGAUUGCAGCAUUCUGGUUGAAGGGAAGGUCUUCAAAGCGCAUCGAAACGUAUUAUUUGCUAGCAGUGGCUACUUCAAAAUGCUCCUUUCUCAGAAUUCAAAGGAGACAAGUCAGCCAACCACAGCUACAUUUCAGGCCUUCUCCCCGGACACUUUUACAGUUAUCCUGGACUUCGUCUAUUCCGGCAAACUCUCUCUCACUGGUCAGAACGUCAUAGAAGUGAUGUCAGCCGCUAGCUUCCUUCAGAUGACUGAUGUCAUUAGUGUAUGUAAGACCUUUAUUAAAUCUUCGCUAGACAUUAGUGAGAAAGAAAAAGAUCGCUAUUUCAGUCUCUCCGAUAAAGAUGCCAAUUCUAAUGGUAUAGAACGUUCCUCCUUUUAUAGCAGUGGCUGGCAAGAAGAAAGCAGUUCUCCGCAUUCUCACCUAAGCUCAGAUCAAGGAACAGGUAUAAUAAGUGGAAAAUCUUGGAGUAAGUAUAAUUACCAUCCAGCCUCCCAACGGAAUACUCAACAGCCUUUGACCAAGCAUGAACAAAGGAAAGAUUCCAUUAAAAAGUCCAAACAUUUGAGGUUGUCACAGCCUUCUGAAGUUGCCCCUUACAAGUCAAGCAAACGAGAAGCACGAACAUCAGAUUCUUCCAGCCACAUUUCCCAAUCUGAAGAACAAGCACAAAUUGAUGCUGACAUGGACUCUACUCCUGCUGGCUAUCCGUAUGGUCCAGGAUCUGAUGUCACAUCCAGAAGCUUUCCAGAUGAUCUGCCCCGGAUGCGGUUCAAGUGCCCAUACUGCACACACGUGGUGAAGCGGAAGGCGGACCUGAAGCGUCACCUUCGCUGCCACACGGGAGAAAGGCCCUAUCCCUGUCAAGCCUGUGGGAAAAGAUUUAGCAGGCUGGACCACCUCAGUAGCCAUUUCCGAACAAUUCACCAGGCAUGCAAAUUAAUCUGCAGAAAAUGCAAACGCCACGUGACUGAUCUAACAGGGCAAGUGGUCCAGGAAGGAACCAGGCGCUACAGACUCUGUAAUGAGUGCCUCGCUGAAGUGGGCAUAGACAGCCUCCCCAUUGAUUUGGAAGCUGAACAGCAUCUUAUGUCCCCAUCAGAUGGAGAUAAGGAUUCCAGAUGGCACUUGAGUGAAGAUGAGAAUAGAUCAUACGUGGAGAUUGUAGAGGAUGGGUCUGCUGAUCUGGUCAUACAACAGGUUGAUGAUAGUGAAGAAGAAGAAGAGAAGGAGAUAAAGCCCAACAUUAGGUAGCUAACAUGUGAACCAACAGAGCUGGCAUGUCUGCAACUUAUGCUGACUUCCUGUAUCUCUCUCUUUCCAUGGUCAGAGUCUGGCUCACAAAGGCAUCAGACUGACUUAAAAGUGAUGACCUAAUAUA
Molecule: messenger RNA, 1538 nt
Organism: Neomonachus schauinslandi (Hawaiian monk seal)
Lineage: Eukaryota; Metazoa; Chordata; Mammalia; Carnivora; Phocidae
Gene: ZBTB8A
Product: zinc finger and BTB domain containing 8A
Exons: 4
Coding region: 86-1411 (441 amino acids)
Biological process (GO): regulation of transcription by RNA polymerase II
Molecular function (GO): DNA-binding transcription factor activity, RNA polymerase II-specific; protein binding; RNA polymerase II cis-regulatory region sequence-specific DNA binding
Source: RefSeq, a predicted model, not a curated record